Actinia tenebrosa (Australian red waratah sea anemone) is the source of this 1273-nucleotide messenger RNA. Its product is annotated as core alpha-(1,3)-fucosyltransferase-like. The record is from RefSeq and is a predicted model, not a curated record. NCBI's taxonomy places the organism in Eukaryota, Metazoa, Cnidaria, Anthozoa, Actiniaria, Actiniidae. Gene Ontology annotation, molecular function: fucosyltransferase activity. Gene Ontology annotation, cellular component: membrane.
AUCAUUUGGUUUCAGGAAGAUAUUUUUGUUGAUUUUUCUCAUAAAAGUGUUAGUACAAUGAAGAUGUACUUGGAACAAGACACUGAGUACGACAUUGAACGCUUCCAGGGAAGAACCGAAAAUCUUUCGGAGAAAAAGUUCAGCCAAAAAGACAUGGCUCACUUCAAAAGACAGAAAGGAAAGCAAAGCUAUCAACUGGUUUUGAUUUACACGCCACUGUUUGGUCGUCUUCCUUGGAGAGGAUUGGAAACGUCUUAUAAUUUCACUCAUUUUAGAGGUAAAACAUGCAAGGUAACGAACUGUAGACUAACGUAUGAUAAAAUGGAUUUGGCAAGAAGCGACGUGGUGAUUUUUCACGGCAGAGACAUGCCAAGUGUAAAUACCAUGAAAGAGAUUUCACAAAACAGAACUUCGAAACAAAGAUGGGUUUAUUUCAUGCACGAGAAUCCUUAUUUUACGUACUAUAAGCCAGCACUGUACAACGGUUUUUUCAACUGGACGAUGACUUACCGAGGAGAUUCGGACUUCUUCGUACCUUACAACUAUUACAGUCCUUUAGCUUCGACUGAAAAACAAACUACUCGACAUCUAAAGAAUUAUGCUCAAGGCAAAGACAAGUUUAUAGCUUGGAUGGUUAGUCAUUGUGGAAACCUUAGACACAAUGUAACAGCUAAACUCUUAAAAUACGUUAAUGUUACUGUAUUUGGAGCGUGUGGGAAACAAUACAAUCAAAAAAAUCGUUGUAAUAGAAAAACACGCGAUUGUGACAAGCUUUUAAAAAGAUUCAAGUUUUAUUUAUCCUUUGAAAAUAGGAACUGUAUUGAUUAUGUCACUGAGAAGUACUGGUACACUCCUUUUCACCAUGACAUGGUCCCUAUUGUAUUAGGGCCUCUAAAGUACGAUUCAAAAAUUGCAAUUCCAGGUUCGUACAUCAAUGUUAUGGACUUCCCGUCCUUGAAAGAUUUAGCGAGUUACUUGAAAUACUUGGAUAAGAACGAUACAGCGUACAAUGAGUAUUUUCAGUGGAAACUCAAGUAUAAAAUAGAUUAUCCGAACCCUUGGAAUUGUCAGAUGUGUGCGGACCUAAAUAACCCAAAUCUUCCGGUGAAGGUGUAUAAUGACUUAGAUUCUUUCUGGGGAAUAAAGAGUUCGUGUGGACAGUACGAAGAUAGAAUUAGAGAAUUAUUGGAAAGGUAGCUCUGUACUGGGAUACCUGUGCGUAUGGAAAAAAACAACCUGAAGACUUCUGUUUUUGAGAAAUAUUAUUGUUGAC